Messenger RNA from Solea solea (common sole), 1547 nucleotides. RefSeq names its product SET and MYND domain containing 3 (gene smyd3). The transcript is spliced from 12 exons. NCBI's taxonomy places the organism in Eukaryota, Metazoa, Chordata, Actinopteri, Pleuronectiformes, Soleidae. The coding region runs from base 35 to 1336 and encodes 433 amino acids. Gene Ontology annotation, molecular function: protein binding. The record is from RefSeq and is a predicted model, not a curated record. Gene Ontology annotation, cellular component: nucleus.
CACUUUUCGGUUUCACGUGGAGGGAAAAGCGAAUAUGGCAGAGAUGCUGGAGCGUUUUGUGAGCCCCGGGAAAGGGAACGGUCUGCGGGCGACAGUCGGAAUCAGGAGAGGACAGUUGCUUUACUCCGCAGAGCCGCUGGCGUGUUGUGUGUCCAACAGACUCACGAAGGACGUCUGUCACCGAUGCUUCUCCAGACGCGAGACCUUGAUGAGAUGUUCCCAGUGUAAGACUGCUCGCUACUGCAAUACCACUUGCCAGAAACAAGCCUGGUCUGCGCAUAAGAGAGAGUGUAAAUGUCUGCAGAGCCUGAUACCCAGAAUUCCCACUGACUCGGUCCGUCUGGCUGCACGACUCAUCUUCGCUUUGUUGAGUCAAUCUACGGGUAGUAGUGAGGAGCUAUACACUUUGGAGGAGCAUGAGUCACACCUCAGUUUAAUGUCCGAGGAAAGGAAACAGGGUCUGUCUCAGCUGGCCUCUAUGUUAGAGCUGUACCUGCAACAGGAAGCGCCUGGCCUGGCACAGGAAGUGACAACGGCACUGCCGCCUUCUUGUCGAGAACCCCUCAGCCUUAUUGCCAAGGUGACGUGUAAUUGUUUCACCAUCUGUGAUGGAGAGCUGCAAGAGAUUGGAGUUGGGCUGUAUCCGAGUCUAUCUCUGUUAAACCAUGAAUGCAGGCCCAACUGUGUGAUGGUGUUUGAGGGAACAAACCUGCAGCUAAGAGCCGUUCAAGAUAUCAAACCUAAGGAGGAGCUCACCAUAAGCUACAUCGAGACCUUGUCUCUGACUGAGGAUCGACAGAGACAACUGGAGGAGCAGUACCUUUUUACCUGCCACUGCCAGAGAUGCAACUCUAAAGAUGCAGACAGGCUCAUGCUCUCUGGUGAAGAAACAACAUGGCGUCUGUUGAAGGACGCUCUUCCCAAACUGGAGGAACACAAAGCAGAGUUCAAUUGGGAAGCACUGCUGAAAAGCUGUAGUCAUUUGUUAUCAACCGUCGGUGUUGAUGUACCUGAUGAAAAUCUCUACAAGCUCAGAAUGACAGACAUGGCUUUGGAUGCCUGUGUUCACCUGGGACGCUGGGAGGAAGCUCUGGGAUAUGGAGAGAAGACUCUUCCAGUAUACAGACAAUACUUCCCUGAUCCUCAUCCAGUCCACGGAGUCCAGCUGGUGAGAGUCGGAAAGCUGCAGCAUUACCUGGAACACAUCGACGAUGCUUUGGACACGUUCAAACAGGCCUUUCAGAUCGUAAAGUUCACCCACGGUGAAGGUCACCCGUUAACCACCGACUUGCUGAUGAGGAUGGAAGAGUGUCGCGCAGAGCUGGAUCAGCUGUAAUCGAGCCGUCACCGACACAAAAAUACUGCUCUGCUUUACUUUACUGUCCUCGUUCUCUGGCGUUGCUAAUUAAUGUGAUUAAAUGAACAUAUUUUUUAUGCUUCUCUUCUUGAAGUGGAUUUUGUGGAACCUUGCAAUCUGUGUGUGUGCGUGUUUUCUAAACUUGCAUCCGUUCUCUGUACAUAUUCAUUACACAUACUUCCCGUGUUAA